AUGUAUUCACCAAAAAAGAAGAGGACGAAAAAGAAGCCGACGACGCCGCAGUCAAACCUGAUUCCGUCGCUUCCCUAUGAUUUGCUAUUGAACUGCAUCGCACGCACCUCAAGGUUGAACUAUCUAACUCUCUCUCAAGUCUCCAAGAGCGUUCGAUCUCUCCUCGCUUCACCAGAGCUUUACAAGGUCCGGUCACUCUUGGGCCACGCCGAGAGAUGUCUCUAUGUGUGCAUAAACACAGGGUCUUAUGAAGAGACCUGGUACACCCUCUGCCGGAAACCUGAUUACGAAACCCUAACCAGUAGUAAAGAGAGGAAGACGUCAAGUAGGUAUGGUUUGGCUACACUACUCUCAGUUCCCCAUUCUCCUUGCAUCGAGACAUUAGGCGCAUUGUAUAGUUUCGAAACCGCAGGUAUUGACGAAAAGUUUCACGAGGCGACUCGAAGCUAUAUGUGGCGUUCAGACUGGUCACACUGCGAGAUAGGGAACGUUUUGUACUCUGUCACUAGGGGGGUAAAUCAGAAAAGUAACAAAGCUCUCAAAUGGUAUGACACUGAGGAAAAAAGGUGGAGAAAAUUGGAGCGUUUGGUAGGACUGCCUGAUUUACCUGCUGAUGCUCGUGUUAGGUUGGCUAAUUAUGGUGGAAAGAUGGCCGUUUUGUGGGAGUUUGACCACUUAAUUCCUGGGAGUUGGCCUAGCAACCUUACUAAGAGGGUUUGGUGUGCGGUGAUUGAACUUGAAAGUCUCAAUAGCUGUGAAAUAUGGGGCAAAGUUGAGUGGUUAGACAAUGUGGUUACCGUCCCUUACUCGUAUCAGUUGGCCAAGGUUCUUGCUGUUACUGUUUGA
Molecule: messenger RNA, 846 nt
Organism: Microthlaspi erraticum
Lineage: Eukaryota; Viridiplantae; Streptophyta; Magnoliopsida; Brassicales; Brassicaceae
Source: the annotation of a GenBank genome assembly